This is a messenger RNA of Penaeus monodon (black tiger shrimp), 1519 nucleotides long. RefSeq names its product larval cuticle protein A2B-like. The coding region runs from base 16 to 453 and encodes 145 amino acids. The transcript is spliced from 4 exons. Gene Ontology annotation, cellular component: chitin-based extracellular matrix. Gene Ontology annotation, molecular function: structural constituent of chitin-based larval cuticle. Lineage: Eukaryota; Metazoa; Arthropoda; Malacostraca; Decapoda; Penaeidae. The record is from RefSeq and is a predicted model, not a curated record.
CGCCAGGCUGAGGUCAUGAGGUCACCACAUACGAGGGAGUAUAAAAGCCCCAGAGCACCGGCGGGGAUACGUCAGUUAACACACAACUCCUGUCGGCGACUUGCACACUGCAGCUUCGAAAACACAAUGAAGGUCCUUCUUCUUCUGUGCCUUUUGGGCGUCGCCUUGGCCGCUCCCCAGCUCCGAACGCAGCAACAGGAGGAUGAGGACACCCCCGAACCAUACAACUUCACUGUGUUGGUCGCCGAUGAUGAACUCGGGAACCACCAGGAGAGGGUCGAGUCGCAGGACGAAAACGGGGUCGUCCAGGGGCAGUACGCGUGGGUCGAUGCCGGCGGCGUCCGUCACGUGACCACGUACUCUGCUGACCCCGUGAAUGGCUUCGUGAGCAACACCGUGCAGGAGCAGACUGACAUCCGCGUGGUGGUGCCCCAGCCAAACCCUGGCCCUUAAACAGCUCAUCGUUCCUACAAACUUCUUUUACCUUCACAACUUCCCCACCCUAUCACACAGCCCACCAUGAAGUUGUUGAAUCUGAUUUCCUAGAACAAUUAUGGCAAAAAAUACAAAUAAAAACAAUAAAAACACUUGAUGUCACAGCUGUUCAGUAAUACCUGGCAUUCUUGCGUCAUCUUCAGUCAGACUGCUUUUGAACAUUGCUUUUCCUCUCUCUCUCUCUCUCUCUCUCUCUCUCUCUCUCUCUCUCUCUCUCUCUCUCUCUCUCUCUCUCUCUCUCUCUCUCUCUCUCUCUCUCUCUGUCUCUCUCUCUCUCUCUCUCUCUUUCUCCUUUCCGAUACAACACGACAUGAGAUAACACCAAAAUAUUUGUCAUUUUCUUUUCUGUGCCUUGUGGGAUCGGUAAAGGAUUAUGCCUUUGGAUUUAUUCAUUAUUGUUUUUAUUAUGGCUGUUUAUUUUCAUCGGUUGAUUUUUUUUCUCUACCUUUCUCUCUGCAUGAUGAAUUUCUCGAGGCCAGCAAAGGUGGAGGGACGCAGAGGAGAGGUGUAGAUAAUGUAAAUAUUCAGACUAUUUUCUUUAUCUCGAAAAUCAAAUGCGACCUCUUCUCUUUCUUCCCGUCAUCUUAUUCAGUUUAAGUCAUACUUCCUGUCUUAAUCUCAUGUUCAUCUUAUCAUUACUAUCAGACUUAUUUAUCACUGCGUGUUACCUAUUCUUUAUUUAGCCUUUGUGUUUUCAUCUCUUGACUUAUGUAUAGGAUACGAAACAUAUAGUUAUAAGAUCUGACAUGUACACACACACACACACGAUCUCUUCUCCUCUCGCAUCUUAAGGAAACUUCUAGAACAUCCCACUUAUGCGAACGGCAGAAGUCAUUCUUCUCCUUCUUGGCGCGUCUCAUUCUUUGCAUUGUUAUAUUCUUCAAGUUGUUUGUUUAUUGCCACAAGAGAUUCCUGUUCGUGUUGAAAGCUUUUUGGCAAAUCAUGCAUGUUCGCGGACUCUGUCUGCAUCUCCUGCCCGGCUUUGUGCGCGUGUGGGCGAGUACAAAUAAAUAUUGGCUGCUGC